Venustampulla echinocandica is the source of this 3510-nucleotide messenger RNA. RefSeq lists its product as uncharacterized. Gene Ontology annotation, molecular function: phosphatidylinositol deacylase activity. Lineage: Eukaryota; Fungi; Ascomycota; Leotiomycetes; Helotiales; Pleuroascaceae. Gene Ontology annotation, cellular component: endoplasmic reticulum. The transcript has 2 exons. The coding region runs from base 1 to 3510 and encodes 1169 amino acids. Gene Ontology annotation, biological process: endoplasmic reticulum to Golgi vesicle-mediated transport; GPI anchor metabolic process. The record is from RefSeq and is a predicted model, not a curated record.
AUGCGGAGGCGUUCGACGGGAUCCGCCACAGAGGAAGAAGGCGACGAUUCAAUCCCGGAAUCGUAUGAAGUCGUGAACUUGGCCCUACCCCUAGAGCGCGCAGAGGGCCGCUCCAGAAUCGACCGCUCCAACUCGAAUCAGGGUCCUGGGAAGCUUGAACCCGCCGCGCGACAGUCGAAUACUCAGAAUACAAACACCUCCCGCGAGCCCGAGUGGCGGAACAGCAUCGACAAGAGACCGUCACCAGCAAGGAGCAGACUCUUGAGCAAUACCAGUUGGAAGCUAGCACCAGAAUCCCGCCAUGGCCAACUAGACAAAACCCGAUCAGCAGAACCUCCUCUAAUAAAUAUGCCUCCGGAGGAGGCCAUGGCUGUCGACAAGAUGCCCGAUGUCCGACAGCAUGGCCGGCGAUCGAGAUUUCGAAGUCCGUGGGCGAUCUCUCUGCUCACGCUCCUUGUCGCCGCAUUGGGCUUGUUCUCGCUGGGAAGCAUAAUACACUCGUUUACGAAUAGACAAUUGGAUACCAAGGGAUGUCGUAUGUCAUAUAUGCGGCCUUCAUUUGCGAAGCUGUCGGACUUUGAUACCGAACAUACGCGUUUCGCCAGCAAGUAUUCGGUGUAUCUGUAUCGGGAGGGGAUGGUAGAUGAGGAUACCAAGGUCAAGGGCGUCCCGGUUCUUUUUAUACCUGGAAAUGCUGGAAGCUAUAAACAGGUUCGACCUAUUGCCGCCGAAGGGGCAAACUACUUCCAUGACGUUUUACGGCACGACUCUGCUGCAAUCGAGGCUGGCGCACGGAAUCUAGACUUUUUCACAGUCGACUUCAACGAGGAUAUAACGGCGUUUCAUGGACAGACAAUGUUGGAUCAGGCAGAAUAUUUGAAUGAGGCAGUCGCAUACAUUUUAUCAAUGUACCACGACCCCCGGAGAUCCGAACGAGACCCAGAUCUUCCAGAUCCUACUUCAGUCAUAAUAUUGGGCCACUCGAUGGGAGGAAUAGUCGCGCGGACAAUGUUGAUUAUGCCAAAUUACCAGGCAAACUCCAUCAACACAAUUGUUACCAUGUCCGCACCGCACGCGCGACCGCCCGUUUCUUUCGAUGCAGACAUUGUUCGAACCUACAGAGAAAUCAACGACUAUUGGAGGCAAGCGUAUUCGCAAAAAUGGGCCAACAAUAAUCCGCUGUGGCAUGUCACCUUGAUAUCAAUUGCCGGUGGUGGUCUGGAUACGGUGGUUCCAUCUGAUUAUGCCAAUUUAGAAUCCCUGGUGCCAGAAACUCACGGCUUUACGGUCUUUACUUCAUCCGUGCCAAAUGUAUGGACGAGUAUGGACCAUCAAGCCAUUCUGUGGUGCGAUCAAUUCCGAAAAGUCGUAGUCCGGUCAUUAUACGAAGUUAUUGACGUAAAUCGGCCUGCACAAACGAAACCCAGAGCGGAUAGGAUGAGAAUAUUCAAGAAAUGGUAUUUGACGGGCAUGGAGAGCAUUGCCGAGAAGACUUUACCACACAAGGAGCCAACGACUCUACUCACGCUCGAAGAGAACUCAUUCGCACAAGGGGAACGUCUAGUAUUGAGAAACUUUGGGCAGUCUCGCAGGCCUCGGGCUCACCUCCUACCUAUUCCACCACAAGGGACGCCAGGUGGGAAAAGGUUCACACUAUUGACCGACCAAAAACUAGAUAAACCUGGAGAGUCUGGAAAAUUGGAGGUUCUGUUUUGCAGUGUUUUCCCUCUGCAUCCGGGGCAGUCAGCAACACUGUUCUCCAUGAACAUGGAUUUUUCCGGAGACAGCUUGGGGUCCACUAGGCUAGCGUGUAAGAAUGCGGCUUCUGAUGUCAUUGCGCUGCCAGCAUCUACGAGGACCACUAAAAUGCCAUUCUAUCUGGACGAAGAAGAAGAACUGUUGCCCUUUUCUUAUUUGCAAUAUGACUUGGAAGACAUUCAGGAUCACCAGUUCGUCGCACUUGUCGACAAGGCUGUCAACCCGUCAUCAGGGUGGGUCGUCGCGGAAUUCAGCGACAAUGUCCAAUCCCAUCGAGUUCGUUCGUUGAGUCUUCGACGGCUUCUAGCCUUUGGAAUGAAGAUCAAGCUUCCUCCGAAUCGGCCAAUGGUGGCAGAGGUCAAGAUUCCUGCGCUGCACUCCAGUUUACUGGCUUAUAAUCUCGAGAUGGGCAACCAAGUUUGCGGGGACGAGACUGAACUCUUUACACCUUUGCUUCGACAAUAUAUCUCGGACCCUUACGAGUCAAAAUAUUUUGUCAAUGUCAAGCAAGCGAAUAUUAAUCUCCACGGGGUGUCGCCAUUCAUGCCACCCCAAUUGAAAUGGAAAGCUGUUCAAGAUGGCUUGAGCCUCCAGUUCUGGACGGAUCCAACUUGCAACUCCAGUAUCAAGAUCUCUUUGAAGAUUGAUAUUCCUGGCAGCUUAGGAAAGCUGUACAUGCGGUACCGCACCGUUUUUGCCGCAUUUCCCCUGCUUGUGGUUGCUCUGGUGCUCAGGAAGCAGUUCAGGAUAUAUGACGAAACUGGAAUCUUUAUGUCUUUCUCAGAGAGUCUCGACUUGUGUCUUCGUCAAUCUUUACCACUAGUACUUGCCGCCCUAACAUGCCUCUCGGUAUCAUUUGCUCAAGCAAGUUCAGACCCCCCUCGACCUGCGUCAAGUGGAUUUUGGGGGUGGCGCGGCAAUGCUACGGAAACACAGGUCGACUUCACAAAGAAUGAUUUGUUGGUGGGCUCACAAGACCCAUUCUUCUGGUUCAUGGUCCCAUUAAUAGGAGUGGUAUGCGUUGGAGUUUGCGUGAUGGUCAAUUUCGCAUCUCUAGCCAUCAUUCACGUGUCGAGUAUUGUAUAUGGAUGGCUGAGUACCAAACCGGGAUGGUUGCGAUAUGACGACAAGAGAAGAUCGUCAUCGCCAGCUUUUGCCCCCUCGAGCCCUCGAAGGCGGCUUCUGACGACGGCUAUCCUGCUUUUCCUAGUCUCAACGCUCAUCCCAUACCAGUUUGCAUAUCUCGUGGCUUGCCUUGUGCAAAUAGCCACUUGUACUCGCGCCCUUCGAUUUGCUCGAGAAGCUCGUUCCAACGCCAACUACAAUUUCUACAAUUACGCACACUCGAUAUUCAUCCUCAUGUUAUGGAUACUGCCGAUAAAUCUUCCAAUUCUUGUGGUUUGGGUGCAUAAUCUUGCCGUUCACUGGCUUACACCCUUCUCCUCCCACCACAAUGUUCUUUCGAUUAUGCCAUUCAUCAUUCUCGUUGAGACCUUGACCAGCGGUAAGAUGGUACCACGGGUUACAUCUCGUCUCCGCCACCUGACGAGCGUGUUAUUCUUCUUCCUCGCUAUGUAUGCCGCCGUGUACGGAGUAACAUACGCUUAUAUGCUCCACUACCUCGUUAAUUUCGCCGCAGCCUGGCUGGUAGCUCUCCAUUCCUCGACUUCUUCCUGGACGUUUGCUGGCAUUAGCCACAUUUUUGACCCCGAAACAAGCGAGAAUACACGAAAGCGAGGGAAGACGCCCUGA